Messenger RNA from Nannospalax galili (Upper Galilee mountains blind mole rat), 1891 nucleotides. It is a transcript of the gene Efhd1, whose product is annotated as EF-hand domain family member D1. The transcript is spliced from 4 exons. Gene Ontology annotation, cellular component: mitochondrial inner membrane. Gene Ontology annotation, molecular function: calcium ion sensor activity. NCBI's taxonomy places the organism in Eukaryota, Metazoa, Chordata, Mammalia, Rodentia, Spalacidae. Bases 114 to 830 code for a protein of 238 amino acids. The record is from RefSeq and is a predicted model, not a curated record.
GUCCCCCGCGGCGCGGCCGAGCACAGCAGAGUCUGGAGCCGCAAAGGAGCGCGCCGCCCGCCGGUUUCCCUACCCACUUGAGCGUCCCAGCUCCCCGACCACCACCCGCCACCAUGUCUAGCGAGGACCUGGCCCGCAAGCUGCAGCACCGACUGAGGCUCCAGGCGCGGGCGGAGGACGGCCAAGACGGCCCCCAACCCGCACCCUGCUCUACCGGGACCCGGGAGACCGAAGCCCCCGCCCGGGAGCUGGUAGCCAGCGCCGACGCCGAACUUAGCGCCCAGCUGAGCCGGAGGCUGGACAUCAACCAGGGCGCGGUGCGGCCCCGGCGCUGCAAGGUCUUCAACCCCUAUACCGAGUUCCCGGAGUUCAGCCGCCGCCUCCUCAAGGACCUGGAGAGCAUGUUCAAACUGUAUGAUGCUGGACGGGAUGGCUUCAUUGACCUGAUGGAACUGAAGCUCAUGAUGGAGAAACUGGGGGCCCCCCAGACCCACCUGGGUCUAAAAAGCAUGAUCAAGGAGGUGGAUGAGGACUUCGAUGGCAAGCUCAGCUUCCGGGAGUUCCUGCUCAUUUUUCACAAGGCUGCUGCUGGAGAGCUGCAGGAGGAUAGUGGGCUGAUGGCACUGGCCAAGCUCUCUGAGAUUGAUGUUGCCCUGGAGGGUGUCAAAGGUGCUAAGAACUUCUUUGAAGCCAAGGCCCAGGCCUUGUUAUGCUCCAGUAAGUUCGAAGCUGAAUUAAAAGCUGAGCAAGAUGAGCAGAAGCGGGAGGAGGAGGCCAGGAGGCUCCGCCAAGCGGCCUUCCGGGAGCUCAAGGCAGCUUUCAGUGCAUAGUCCUGUUGACCUGACCCCUGACCACAGCUGUGCCUCACAGAUGCCCCAGAGAUGACCGGAAUUUCUACAUUUUCACCCCCGCUGCCCCCUCCCUGAGCCACCACUCCCUCAGAGCCUUGCUGGCUGGCCUUUACUCCUCUGUCCUUAUCUGUAGCCAAGACUUGCCUCUUCUUGGCAACUGUCACUUUCCUUGCCUGUGUAUGGCUGUGUGUCAAGUCCUGUUCCACUGUGGUCCUCAGGACACGUUGUGCAUCUUCUCAGGCAGUUCUUCCCUGUGGCCUGUGGUUCCCCAUCCAUUUCUGGCCAGCUUCCUGUUCUUGUUCUUUAAUUCCACUGAUUGCUUUUUCUCUGUCCUGUGUGAUGGUGGGAUCCAAGGGAAGACCUGUGGACCAUUACCCAUCCCCUCUCCCAACCAGGGGAGUAGCUCACUGUCCACUGCCUAUCCCCUGGCCCUCAGCAGUGCCUACCUUCUUAUCCCCCUCAUCCACGCCUUCUCUUUCAACACCUAAACCCUUUACAACUUAACUGUAAGAAUGAAAGAGUGGAGCCCGGUGUGGUGGCGCACGCCUUUAAUCCCAGCACUCGGGAGGCAGGGGGAUCUCUGCAGUGAUUUCAAGGCCAGCCUGGUCUACAUAGUAAGUUCCAGGCCAGCUUGGGCUACAGGGAGACAAUCUAAAAAAAAAAAAAAAAAAGAAAAAAAAAGACCAAAAAUGAAAGAGUUGUUAGAAGUAAUGUUAAUGAGCAGAGGGUUGCUGUCAGCUGGCUCCAAAGAAAUCAGAGUAGACCCCUGACAUCCAGUCUUGAAACCCCAGAAGUCAUGACUAUCCUCAUCAGACCAAUUUCCAACACUGGCCCCAAUGGGUUGAGGUGAAGGUCAGAUUUUUGUGUCUUUUAAGUUCUUGGGAUUUCUCACAAAUACCAGGGGGUUGUAUUUUUUACAAAAAUAGUUCCUUAUGUCAUAUUUAUUCUCCUUUGUAACUGCUGUCUUUAAAAAAAAAUCUGCCUUUCUAUCUUACAGCUGUUUGCUUUUAAAUAAAGUGUGCAAACAAUCUUUGCCUUCA